AUGACCAGUAGCGAUGAGUCGGCUUCGGACGCCGACGAAGUUGCAUCCGCGGAGGACUCGGAUGCGGCAGUCAGGACUGUUGUUACCACUCCUGCGUCAACACGCAGGCCGCAGCGUGGUGCCGCAGCAGCAGCUCGUCGGCAAGCGAAGGCUGAUGCAAGGAAGCAACAGAUCUAUGAAUACCACCCAGAACUCUUGACAGUGUGGGACCAAUUGGAGAAAGAGAUGGAGGUCAUUGAGCCCGAGCAAGCCGAGCAGCCUGCCGAUGUCAGAGUGAAGCUGCUGCCGUUCCAACAGGAGGGAUUGUUCUGGAUGAAGGAGCAAGAGGAGAGCCGUUUCUCGGGUGGUAUCUUGGCAGAUGAAAUGGGUAUGGGCAAGACGAUACAAAUGAUCUCCCUACUAGUCUCUAAACGACAAAAGCCAAAUUUGAUCCUGACGCCUACAGUCGCUAUCAUGCAAUGGCUUGCAGAACUUCGCGAGAGAACAACACCUGAUUUGUUCAAAGUGAUGUUGUUCCAUGGCACCAAUCGCCCAACAAAGAAAGAGGAAUUGAUGGAGUACGACAUCGUGUUGUCUACGUACGCGAUCGUCGAGCAGGCGUAUCGGAAACAGCAUUAUGGAGCAAAGCGGAAUGGUGUGAAAGUUCACGAGCCCUCGCUUCUGCAUUCCGUCAAGUGGGCCCGAGUCAUCCUGGAUGAAGCGCACGCGAUCAAGGAUAGGUCGUGCUCAACCGCUCGAGCCGUCUUCAACUUGCAGCGAGAGAAGCAAUGGUCGCUAUCAGGAACGCCGCUGCAAAAUCGUGUCGGAGAGCUGUAUUCCCUUAUUCGUUUCAUGAACGCCGAUCCAUUCAGUUACUACUUCUGCAAGCGAUGUCCCUGCAAGAUGCAGACGUGGAGCUUUACGGACCGACGACAUUGCGAUGGGUGUGGGCAUAUCAGUCAUUCACAUUUCUGUUGGUGGAACGCUGAGAUUCUGAAGCCGAUUCAGCAGUUUGGAGGGCAGGGAGAGGGACUGGUGGCCUUCAAGAAGCUUGGAGCCUUGUUAGACCGAAUCAUGCUUCGUCGAACAAAAUUAGAACGCACGGAGGAGCUCGGUCUCCCGCCACGUGUUGUAACGGUCCGCCGAGAUGUGUUCAAUGAAGCAGAAGAGGAGCUCUACGAGAGUCUAUACUCCGAGUCUACGCGGACAUUCUCAACAUAUGUACAAGCCGACACCGUUCUGAACAACUACGCCAGCAUCUUCUCCCUACUUUCUCGGAUGCGCCUGGCCGUCAACCACCCCGAUCUCGUCACCACCCGCGUGGCCAUUGCAGCGAGCACGGCCACAGAACGCAUGGUCUGCGGUAUCUGCAAUGAGGAGGCCGAAGACCCCAUCAUGAGUAAAUGCAAGCACACGUUCUGCAGAGAGGACGCUAGACAGUAUAUCCAGAGUGCGCCUGAUCAGGAUACUCCGACGUGCCCGGUAUGCUACAAACCGAUGACGAUUGAUUUGACUCAGCCGGAGGUCAUACCGAAGAGUGGUGGAGAAACCGUCAAGAGUAGUAUUGUCAACUACAUCGACAUGGCAAAUUGGAGGAGUAGUUCCAAGAUUGAAGCUCUUGUAGAAGAGCUUACAGCGCUGCAACGGGAGGAGAGCACUGCCAAAUCCAUCGUCUUCUCUCAGUUCGUCGCCUUCUUGGAUCUCAUUCAAUGGCGUCUUUCCCGCGCUGGAUUCAAUGUCGUCAAGCUCGACGGCCGAAUGGGUCCGAUGCAGAGAGAUACCGUCAUCAAGCAGUUCAUGACCGACCCGAACGUGACUGUGUUCUUGGUGUCCUUGAAAGCUGGAGGUGUCGCGCUGAACCUCACGGAGGCUAGUCGGGUUUUCGUGAUGGAUCCGUGGUGGAACCCGGCGGUGGAAGAUCAAGCGUUUGAUCGCAUCCAUCGUCUAGGCCAAUACAGACCCAUUAAGAUUACGCGGAUGAUCAUCGAAAACUCGAUCGAGUCGCGUAUCCUCCAGCUUCAGGACAAGAAAAAGGCGCUGUUUCAAUCUACGGUUGGCAAGGAUAUGGAGGCGCUUGCCAAAUUGUCUGAGGAGGAUCUGAAGUUCUUGUUUGUUUUGUGA
Molecule: messenger RNA, 2100 nt
Organism: Fimicolochytrium jonesii
Lineage: Eukaryota; Fungi; Chytridiomycota; Chytridiomycetes; Spizellomycetales; Powellomycetaceae
Product: SNF2 family N-terminal domain-containing protein
Exons: 3
Coding region: 1-2100 (699 amino acids)
Molecular function (GO): metal ion binding; ATP-dependent chromatin remodeler activity; ATP binding
Source: RefSeq, a predicted model, not a curated record